Molecule: messenger RNA, 752 nt
Organism: Abrus precatorius (Indian licorice)
Lineage: Eukaryota; Viridiplantae; Streptophyta; Magnoliopsida; Fabales; Fabaceae
Product: transmembrane protein 256 homolog
Exons: 4
Coding region: 104-439 (111 amino acids)
Source: RefSeq, a predicted model, not a curated record
UUGGUGUCAUGUGGGAAUUUAUAUUUUAUAUACAAAGAUUAGUAAUAGGUGACUAGAGAGGGUGGGUUGGUUGCUUGGGGACAAAGCCGAGAGAGAAAGUGAAAUGGAUCCUCAACUAUGGCACAAAGUGGCUGCGAUUUCAGGAGUGGCAGCACUUGGAUUGGGAACCUACGGUGCCCACGUCUUCAAACCCCAAAACCCUUCUUACAAAGAUGUUUGGCAAACGGCGUCGCUUUACCAUUUGGUUCACACCGCUGCCUUGCUUGCCGCUCCAAUUACUAGACACCCCAAUCUUUUUGGUGGCCUUCUAACAACUGGCAUCUUGGCUUUCUCUGGAACGUGUUACACUGUUGCACUUCUUGAAGACAGAAAAUAUUCAACCUUGGCUCCAUUUGGUGGAUUUGCAUUUAUAGCAGCUUGGGGUAGCUUGUUUUUCUGAUGCUUCGCAAUUAGACUGUCAUGGAGUUGAUAAUAUUCCACCCAGAUACUUCAUAUUUGUAAAUCUUAUAUUGUUUUUCUUGCCAAUGGUUUAUGAUCUUGAUCAAUGUAUCUUUCAGACUUUGUAAUUUGGCGAUUAUGUUGUAUCCGAUGAUGUUUCAAAACAGAUCGUAGAUUUUCUGAUCAAGCUUACUCGUGUAUGUGAGCCCUCUAUCAGCAAAAAAAAAAAAAAAAACUACAGUAAAAAAAAGAGACAAGUUCUAUAUAUAUAUAUAUACAUCCCAUGACUGUUCAGGUGAAUGGAAAAUGAAUUU